AUGUUCGAUGAAGAAGCCAAUUUCUGCGCUGGGGCGACACAAAUCCACACCCAUAGCCCUACCUGUAUAAAGUACUCACUGGGCAAGAAGGGUAGGAGUCGAGACCUUUGCCGCUUCAAAGCCCCCUGGCGACUGGUUGAGAAGACCGCCUUCACAGAGGAUGGUGUGCUGCACAUCCGGCGGAACCACGGCAUGGUGAAUCGGUGGAACAAGGCCAUGGCGGUCGGGUUGCGGCACAACCACGAUAUUUCCUUCAUUGCGACGCAAUGCAAGACCAUGGCGCUUAUUUAUUAUGUGACGAACUAUGCAACGAAGGUGGAGGAUCCGGUCUGGAAGCGUAUCGCCGCCGCUGCAGAGGCUCUUCCCGUCUUACAAGUGGAAGAGCAGGGCAGCCGGGCGGAUACUGAGGCCGGUGCUGUAUCGGAGAAUGGUGGCCGAAACAAGACGCGACAAUUCCUGAUGAGAGUGGCAAACCGGAUCUUCACAGAUCGGCCACUGUCUCAGGUCGAAGUCAUCGCUUAUCUGCUGGGAUAUCCGAGCGAAUUCACAAGCAACAGCGCUUGGACAUUUCUGAACGUGUCGCUACUCUAUUGGCACGUCUUCAAGCGAUGGCGCCUUCUCCGACAGUCGAGCGGCGCGGAGGCUGAGGAUGAGUCCACCGAGGAGACAGUGCUCGUGGAAGAGGCGGGCCAGAGGAUAUCCGCUGUCGACGCUUAUCAGCACCGAGGCUAUGUCUUGCGGGGCCUGUGUCUAUAUGAUUAUAUGUCGCUCGUACGACUCAAGCGUAAAGGUAAGGGCAAGGACUCUACACCUUGGGGCGAGGUGCCGUUCGAGAGCGGGUGGCCGUUGGCCUGCGCGUGGACCCAGACUCUGAGACGGCCAGGCAAGCAUGCUACUGUUUGCCUAGACGGCUACCUCAGUAUGGAUUUUGCUCAGGACGACGACGGACCCUGCUACAGGAGGUGA
This is a messenger RNA of Pochonia chlamydosporia 170, 966 nucleotides long. Its product is annotated as ATP-dependent DNA helicase PIF1. The coding region runs from base 1 to 966 and encodes 321 amino acids. NCBI's taxonomy places the organism in Eukaryota, Fungi, Ascomycota, Sordariomycetes, Hypocreales, Clavicipitaceae. The record is from RefSeq and is a predicted model, not a curated record. The transcript has a single exon.